AAGAGUAUCUAAGGACUUAUUCCAUUUUUCACUCUAAAUUUAUAAAGUUGUUUAUAAAACCUACUUAAGAUUUUUUUUUUUUGGUAACAAAACCUACUCAAGAAUAAAAAAUAGAAUUUCUAAAAAAAAUCUAGUAGUCAUUAUUCUAUUAUUUACAAAAUGGAGUAUUGUUGAAGUAAAUUACACUUAACUCUAUUUUGGAGAUACUCCAUUUGAAGGAUAUGAAAUACUACAUUAAAAAAAGCUCAAAAUAACACAGAUACAAAAAAAUUGUUCAGAUGUGGUCCAAUGCUUCAAGGCCAUGAGUAUACUCCAUUUGAAGGAAAUAUGAAAUACUACAUUAAAAAAAAUCUCAAAAAUAACACAGAUACAAAAACAAUUGUUCAGAUGUGGUCCAAUGCUUCAAGGCCAUGAAGUAUAAUAAUGCUCAAGAAAUCCAAUGAACUGCAAAAGAAAAUCAAAAAUGUUAAGUGAUACUCUGCGAAAGGUUAAAUUAAAAUAAAAUUUAUAUUUUUUUUAAAAAAAGUCCACUAUGUAUAAAUAAAAGAAAAGUAUAUUAACUUAAUUUGGAUGAAAGCAUAUGUAUGUACAAUUAAGUUUGACAAUUAUGUUCCACUAUUGUUUCCCCGUUUCAUAAUGAACUUUCGGUGAUAGUGUAAGUCAUAUGGGUUUGACAAAAAAAAGUGUAAGUCAUAUGUAUAAGAAAAAGGUCGUAAAGUCCAUAUAAAAAAAAUUCAAAUUGUGUGUUGCGUACAUAGAUUUAAAGGAAACAAACAUUAUGUAUUGUAUUAUUGUAUAUCUUUCACGUUCGAGUGUAAAAUGAUUACAUUAAAUAUGUUCACUUUUUCUCUUUUUUUUUUUGCAAAAACGAAAACAAAUAUGAAUUGAUUGUGUCCAUUCACAAAUGGAUUGUAAAAAGAAAAACCAUAACUAUAGAUGACUAUACUACAUAUCAUGACUCUGAAUCAGAAUAGUUUUCAUCAUAAUCGUUUUUAUUUCACAGAACAUUGACAAACAGACCGUACUGUGAUAGCAGAAUUACAAGAAAAGGGGUCAAGUUUCAAACGAAAAGUAUUUGGCUAAUGUCACAUGACAAACGGAUACUCUUUAUUUGAUCUAUGUAUCACCAUUUUUAUCGUCAUUAAGCUAGCUAUUUCCUAUCGACAUGACAACAUGAUCAGUCCUUGUUUUUUUUUAGUCACCACUUAUAUAUUCCUUUCUUUAAGAUCAUAUAUACAUGUUUGAAACAGUAUUCUACAUAAUAAAUAAGAACACACGAGAAAUGGGAUCUCAUAUUUCUGCAUGGGAAAUCAAACAACGCGCACAAUCCGAGUUAAGAUCACAUGAUAACACGUUGCUUCACUAUCUGAUGACCAUAACGUAAAAUUUAUACAUGUGUAGUAUACACACACUUGAUUAAUAUUUUAAGGUAUCACACAUACUAUUUUAUGUAGUUUUAAAGAAAUAGGAGUAAGUUCAGUUCAAAAAAAGAAAAAGAAAAGAAAUAGGAGUAAGUUUCAAAAGAAAAAGAAAGAGUACAUAUUUUAAAAAUCCAAAACUCCAGUCGUGUUAGGGUCUUCUUAUUUUCUCUUUUGACCUUUGCUUCUUACAUGCAUGUCACCUAAAAUCUUCAUACACAAACCAUCAACUCUUAAACCCUCAAUCAAAGUUUUAACCCAACCGAUCUGAUAAUUUCCCGGCCUUUUAGUAUCCUAAGUAAUUUUGGCAUACCAUUUGUUAUUUUUGCGCAUAUGUAUAAAUAUCAUAGAAAGAGAUGUUUUGGUACAUAUAUAGAUAUCAAAACGUAGACUAUCUUUAUGUGAAAAAUUCAUUUUUUUAUCAUAAGUAUUUCAUGCAAAUUAUUUCUCCACAAAUAUUCAAAACGUCGGCACAGAAAUUAAAUGGGUACACGACAUUACGGGCUGGCAACUUACCUUGCACGGUACUUAACACAAACUCAACAAAGAUCCGAUUAUUAUGCUUGCAAAGCUUGUUGCUUAAUUAAUUUUUAUAUAUUAUUUAGUAAAUAAAGUUGUCUCAAUCCUAGUCAGAGAUGGCACCUUCGCAAUCUAUAUAUCAAACUCCCUAGUAUAUAUAAGCCCCUCACUAGUACUCAACAUCACAUCUAUUUGUCUUCUCCAUACCACUCAACAGCUUCACCGAGAGAGAUAUGGUUAUGAAGAAGAUCUUCCUCGCGGUGGUGGCGAUUGGAACCCUCAGCCUCUUCCCUGGAACGGCUGAGGCGGCCGUGAUGGGGCCGUCCAUGCAGAAACUGACGUGGCAUUUUUACAAAGUUUAUAACACUUGCGAGAAUGCUGAGAACUUUGUGAGGCACCAAGUUGAGAUUCUUUACAAGAAUGAUACAACCAUUGCUCCGAAGCUCCUUCGUCUCCUCUACUCAGAUUGCUUUGUCACCGGAUGCGAUGCAUCGGUUCUUCUAGAAGGUCCAAACUCAGAGAGAAAUGCGCCGCAAAACAGAGGACUUGGAGCGUUCGUGAUCAUAGACAAAAUCAAGAAAGUGUUGGAACAAAGAUGUCCUGGUAUUGUCUCUUGUGCUGACAUUCUUAACCUCGCAGCUCGAGACGCUGUUCAUUUGGCAGGUGCACCAUCUUAUCCUGUGUUCACAGGAAGAAGAGAUGGCUUGACGUCUGAUAAGCAAACCGUCGACUUACCAUCACCGUCCAUCUCAUGGGAUGCAUCUAUGGCUUACUUCAAAUCCAGAGGCUUAAAUGUUCUUGACAUGGCUACACUUCUAGGAUCACAUUCAAUGGGGAGAACACAUUGCAGCUACAUCGUUGACCGUCUCUAUAACUUCAACAAGACAGGUAAACCAAGCCCCACUAUGAACAAGACUUUCCUCUCUGAGAUGGCAAAUAAAUGUCCACCAAGAACCAAGAAAGGCCAGACCGAUCCGCUAGUGUACCUAAACCCGGACUCAGGCUCAAACCACAGCUUCACAAGCUCAUUCUACACCAGGGUUCUAGCAAACAAAUCUGUUCUCGAAGUAGAUCAACAGCUGCUUUACAACGAGGACACCAAGCAAAUCUCUGAGGAGUUCUCAGCGAGUUUUGAGGAUUUUCGGAAAUCAUUUGCUCUUUCCAUGAGCAAGAUGGGGUCUAUAAAUGUGUUGACUAAAAACGAAGGCGAGAUACGAAGAGAUUGCAGGCGCAGAAACUAAACACAAAUCCCUCUAUGAUCUUUGUGAUUGCAAGAAAAAUAGUAUAAACAGGUAAAAACAUGAAAGAAAAGAUUGAAAAGUUUAUGUUUCUGAUAUAGAUUUUUGUUGUUAUUUAUUACAUUGUGAUUCUCUAUAUAGCUGAAAGGAGAUAUGAUUCUUGUUGUGCGACUUUCUAAGAAGUAUAAAAUUUUCUGAUAUUCACAUUAAGUAUAAAGGUUUUGCAAUCAAAACUGUUCUUGCAAAAUAAGAUUUUUAUUUGUCUAACCUCUUUUGUUAUGAGUCUUAAGACUCUCAGUUUGUCUAAUACCAAGUGAUUCAAUGUCACAAGCUUCUCUCUCAGUCUCUUGCUAGUUCCUUC
Molecule: messenger RNA, 3536 nt
Organism: Brassica rapa (field mustard)
Lineage: Eukaryota; Viridiplantae; Streptophyta; Magnoliopsida; Brassicales; Brassicaceae
Product: probable peroxidase 26
Biological process (GO): response to oxidative stress; hydrogen peroxide catabolic process
Molecular function (GO): peroxidase activity; heme binding
Source: RefSeq, a predicted model, not a curated record